Molecule: messenger RNA, 5300 nt
Organism: Bemisia tabaci
Lineage: Eukaryota; Metazoa; Arthropoda; Insecta; Hemiptera; Aleyrodidae
Gene: UbcE2H
Product: ubiquitin conjugating enzyme E2H
Source: RefSeq, a predicted model, not a curated record
UGACCUGUGUGGAAGUAAUGUGUACUCUGUCGUCUUCGAUUGUGUCAUUAUGAAAUUAUUUUAUUGUACUUCUCGCCUUAUUAUCUGAUUAAUGCUAAAUUCAUAACCCAUCUCGAACUUUCAUUCUAAUUAGCUGUUUUAAAGUGCUCUCGGAACAAUGUCAUCCCCCAGUGCUGGAAAGCGUCGAAUGGACACAGAUGUCAUCAAGCUUAUUGAAAGCAAACACGAAGUUACAAUUUUAGGUGGACUAAACGAAUUCUGUGUUAAAUUUUAUGGCCCCAGAGGCACACCCUAUGAAGGUGGGAUCUGGAAAGUGCGAGUGCACCUGCCAGAACACUACCCAUUCAAAUCACCGUCAAUUGGCUUUAUGAACAAAGUUUAUCAUCCAAACAUCGAUGAAGUCUCAGGCACCGUCUGUCUAGAUGUAAUCAAUCAAGCAUGGACUGCACUUUAUGAUUUAUCAAAUAUUUUUGAGUCAUUUCUGCCUCAGCUGUUAACGUAUCCUAAUCCAAUUGAUCCAUUGAAUGGAGAUGCUGCAGCAAUGUAUUUACACAAACCAGAUGAAUAUAAGAAGAAAGUGCACGAGUAUGUGCGAAAAUACGCAACAGAGGAAGCGUUGCGUGAGCAAGAGCAUCAAGCUGUAUCAUCAGAUAGUGAAUCAUCAAUGUCAGACUUUAGCGAGGAUGAAGCACAAGACAUGGAAUUAUAACGUAGGAUCCACUCUUUAAAUUUUUGUAGAUAUUUUUGCUUCAUUUUUGUUCACUGUGCUAUAAUACGACGGUCCAUUAUGUGUUCGUGUGUAGAAUGGACUCGGAGUUCAAAAACCAUUUAUUUUUAAGAAUUCAACGCUCCCUGCCCUGGCCAGGGCUGCCAUCUGUUAGGACUUCCCUCAUUAGGAAUCUUGAAUUUACCUGCCUUCCCAGGAGUAGGUCACCUUCUGCCCACUAUCUCGCUCUCUGUCAUAGAACUGGACACUUAGGGAUACAUUUUCUGAUAACAGGAUGAUGUCACAAUAAGAUGAGGGUAGAAGAUGUUCUGUAUGUGUCUUAGAAAGUUGGUGCAUUUAGAAUCAGUGGAGUGCUUAAGUUCUCAUGAAAUACAAGGAAUUUUUGGAGGGUAAUAAAACUUAACUCUUGGACAGAGAAAGUAUUGUUAAUUGUUUAUGAUAGUAGGUAAUAUCAAACAAAGACUACUCACAAGCAAUAUUCUGCUCUUACAAGGUCUGUUCCAUGAAGUAUGCCAAAAUAUUUUUUUCUAAAAGAAAAAAAUGAAUUCUUCUUUUAACAUAAAGAACCUGAAAUUUUCCAUUCCAUCAUUGGCAGCCCUGUCCGUGUCGCUAGUCGUCAUCUACGUUUAGGUUGUUGAAGAAAAGUUAGCCCUUGGUAGUUCCUGAGAAAAGCUGUAGUGGAAGUUACUUUCUUUUAAAUUUAUGUGAGAUCUUUUAUUAUAGAACAAAUUUAGCACAAUGUAUUUUGUAUCGAAGCAUCCCUCUGAAGCGGUUGAUUGAUUUAGAAUUAGUCAUCAACCUGGAGUUACCCUGCAAAUCAGAUGGUGAUGUACUUCAAGAAUUUUUUCCAAUCUUAAGUUAGCAGUUACUUCUCUAGGAAAUCUGUAUCUUUUGGAAUUUUAACUUCAUCACUUCAAAAGCAUCCUGUUUUGCAAUAUUUGGAAAAGAUGGAAGACAUCAGAUUAAUUUUUAAGGGUUCUACAUUUUAGGUAAACAGAAGUCUUUUAUAAAUGACCCCUCUUGUAUCUUGUACCUACAUCAAUAUAUUUGCGCAGAUUCGGAAUGUAUCAUUGAAAUGAAUCUAUUAAUGAUUUAGCAAAAUAUAGGUUUCCUGUUUAUUCUUAAGUAUAUAUGCAGGACCUUCACCAAUAAACAAUAAAAAUAAGAAAGUCUGCAAAGCAGGAUAAAUAUUAGAAUGAGUGCAUAUCUCAGGUUUGUAGGAAAUUAAACUGCUAACAUUUUUUAGCUAGACGAAAUUUUAAGGCUUUGUCAUCUGUAGCUAUCAAGCGCUAAAUUUUCAAACAAAUUCCAUCCUUAUCAUCCAUCAUAUUCAUUCUCCUCACUAUCAUCUUAUUUUGAAUCUAAGUUGUUAUUUCAUUAUCUUAAUCCACCUAUCUGGGUGUCUUUCUGCAUCAGAUUUUUCUACGCAUUAGACGUAGUGCUGUCUUGUACUGUCAUGAGCGAGUGAGAAGUAAUAUGUAAUUAGUCCAUAAUGAUCACUACUGAAAGGCUUUAUGAAUUGUUUGCUAAGAAAAAUUUUCAGUAGUGAAUAAACAGAGUGCUCACAGACUGAUUGUGAAAUAUUUAUUACUUUGUGAAAUUCAGACAAAGGAAAAAAUGCUGAAAUUACGGAAAGAUUUUCGAGUUAUUUUCUUAAGAAACAAAAUCUACCAUCUCAGGAUUCUUGGAUGAAUUUUUCGACUGAAGUCUGAUAGUCUUAGUAUGAUGGAGUAUGAACAAGAUGGUUCAUCAUACUGAGUGCACUUAUAAAUGAACAAAAAAACCCUGCAAAAAUCAUGCAAUGACAUCAUUUCAGGAAAUUUUAUGGAGAAGAGUCUAAGAGUUUUUUGCAGCAAUAAAAGGAAGAAGAAUGAAAAAGUGUUUUGCUGUCGCUGCAUACCAUACGUUAAAUGGUCAGUUUCUGAAAUGCUCUUCGCAUCCUUAAAAACUUGAAAUUUACUCUUAUGAACUCAAUAAAGAAAUUAAAGGUUCAUAAAAUUAGAAUUUUAUUUUUUCCAUGAAGAUUCCAGAGUGAAUCACUACUUUCCUCUUUGCUCGUCAAUAGAAAUGAAAGUUAGAUUACUGUCACUAUGUAUUACAUGGCAUAUGUCAACCAGAAAUUUUUCUCAAAGUAAUAAUAGGACUCUUUAUAUUAUAUUUCUGCCAUAAGUGUAUUCAUUGAGGCAGGUCUUGUCUUAAUGAAGCGAACGGUGUCAAUUCAGGGUAACCUGUCGGAUGGUGGAAAGUUUUUAGCUCUAAAAUCUUUCAUAGACUUUUUGCAAGAGAACGAACAUAGCUUUUCGGUUUUUUAUUCAUUUACCAAAAAACAAAGAAACCAUAAGUGGUAACAUAGAAGGAAACAAAUAUUUUUUGCAUAUCUCCCCAUAACAGUACGGACAUUGUUUCUUAUUCUGUAGAUGCAUUGCACGAAUCUGUAUGCAUAUGGACAGAUCUUUAUGGUUUAAGAUAUAUUUUUAAGAGGUAGUAUUUUUUUAAAUGCGGAUAAAAUAAGACAAAAGAGGUUUUACUCAUUUCUUUCUCUUUUUUUUCAAUUUAAUUAGUUUGUUACAUUCAUAUCACGAUUAAUGCUUUGAGUCUCCGAUUUUUUUCAUUGAUAUUUUUCCUGUUUGACCCUAGUUUUACAGCUCAUAGUUUUAUCAUCAGUGUUGGAAAUGAUAAAUUAUAUUUGUUAAAUAUUUGAGUAACUUCAUUAUCUUCAAAUAGAUUAUUUUAAUUUUGUUUUAUUUCUUUACUUUUGUCGCAGAUCACUAGUCAUGCAGUGGUAUUUUAUAUUACUCAUUUACUUUAUGCUUUUUCCCUUGUUUCUUCUCUCCAUCUGGAACCUGUCUAUUUACCAUUCUUUUCUCAUAGUCCACUCAUCAAAUCUGUCAUCAUUUAUUCUUCCUUUCCAUUUUGGCCUUUUGAUACUUGUAGCUUGAAUUUUUACAAUUGAAGAGCCUUCCAGAAAGAGGACCGACAGCAAAAAAUAGCGUUCAAGAAAAGUGCAGUGGAAGUUUCUGUAAUUACUCUCUGGCCACUACUGGUGACCUACAUCGGAGCUUGGACUCCAAUUUAAGUCACCGUCAGUAGUUGGAAAGUAAUAAUGAGGACUUCAAAUGCAUUUUUCUGAACGCAAUUUUUUGAUGUGGGGCCUUUUUCCGGAAAGCUCCUCAAUUUGAACAGUGCAAAGCCAAAUUAUGAAGGACUUGCCAUUCCUGAAGUUACAGGAAAAUAAACUUUCAGUCCCGUACUCAACUCUCAAAAGUAAAGAAGAGGUAAAAAAGCUAAUGCUAGUAAUAAUGUUGGUACUAUUGAAGAUGUAAAGCCAGUGACCUUAAGAAUUUUAAGGUUCUCUGAAGUUACGCUCUGUAACUUUAUUUACUAUCCAGGCUAUAGGAGACAUUUUUCAUUGUAUUUCCUUUUUUGGUUUCUUCAUGCUCAGUCAGUAAUUUGAAAACCUAUAGUCUAUUUAUAUUUAUGUCUUUGUUUCAACUUUUAAUUUACCCAUUAUGCCCUCUCUUUAAUUGGCUUACAUUUUGAGGGAAAACGCAAACUUUUCUGUGUCCACUGACAAUAUGAAAAGAGAGACCAAAAUAAUUAAACUCUGUCCAUUAAAAGCAAGUUCCCUAGAACUUCCUCACAGUAAAUCUUCAUUUAAAAUAAUAAGAGAUUGAAGAACAAACGGAGGUACCUAUUCAAUGAUUUAUAUGGUUCAUCGGAGUUAAUUAAAAACCUUUUAAAAUUAUUUCAAAUUCAGAAUUUCCUAAAAAAAGAAAAACCGACUCUCACUGCACUGUUUACAGGGAUUCCACGAGUUAGAAAGUGUGAAAUAAUUGAAAUUGUGGCUUUAUGUUGUUUUUAGCAUGUGUUGUGAAAGAAAUAUUCCUCUUAAAAAUGUAAUUAUCCUCUCAAGACGACUAUUCCAUCAAUUUUUUAUUUAUAUCAAUUCAAAUAUUCCUUAGCUUCACAAAAAAACAAAAACUCCAAAAACUUCCUCCUCAACCAUUUGCUUUCAAGUAUCGAUAUGAAUUGAGGAAUGCCUAAUUUAUAAACUCUGUUCUGACUUUAAAUGAAAAAAAAAACCCACUUAUCAAGCUCAUCUUAAAGGAUAUUUGUCUGCUAUUAAAAGGUAACUUGACUGUGGAUUUCUCUUUUCAUCAUAAGAAAAUUUUAUCUCAAGGGAACUAGUGUGUAUUAUUCUAACUUGUCACUCGCCUUCCCUUUGCCUCUCAAUAAUUUGUCUAUUUCUCUCUGUCUUAGAGUUGAAAACUUCUCAAGUAUUUCUAUCUUUUUCACUCAUUUCUUUAAUCAGAGCAAACUUCGAAACAAUUUUGAGCAAGCAGAUGGAGACAGGCUGAUAUAUUUUUUUCUUUUUCUUUUUCUUUUUCUUUUUCUUUUUCUUUUUCUUUUGAUCUCUCUUUUAAGUUUUAGAAUCAACAUUCAGAAUGAAGUCGGCGGCUCAUUCGAGAAUGUUGGAAUGUGAUAUUAUUAUAAAUUUCCAACAUUGAUUUUUGAAUCCUCUCCUCUCUUGCCCUCCUUUUUGGAUGCACAAUCACCAAAUUGAACCCCAAAA